Effrenium voratum is the source of this 1719-nucleotide messenger RNA. The record is from the annotation of a GenBank genome assembly. NCBI's taxonomy places the organism in Eukaryota, Dinophyceae, Suessiales, Symbiodiniaceae.
AUGUCAGGAUCUUCGGCGCGUCGCCCGUCUACCGGCCCCAGUGCGGCUGCUGCCAAGCUGCAUGCGGCGGCAGUGGCCUGGCAUCGCUGGCUGAAUGGUUCCGCUCGCUGUGCGAGGCGUGGCCGGAGGCUGAGGAGCCGGGACAUGCACGUCUCCAGCGGAUUCAUGAGGUCCCCAGAAAAUCGCCAUGCCAUGUCCACAGGUGAGCAGGCAGCUGCGAAGGUGCGCGCGGAAGAGGAGAAGCUGGAGAAAGAGCGAUUGGCAAGGGAGUGGGAGGCCGAGCUUGAAGAGAUCGAACGGAGGAGGAAAGAGAUGGAAGGCGAGGCUUUGGAGAAGGACUGCUUGUCCUACUUCGCAACUGCUGAGCUGCUCUUGGAGCGCCGCGCCACGUGCGCUUUGGAGGAGUCCCCGGACAUCUCGCCGGACACGGAUCAGCCGCCGCCGGAGCCGGAGACGAAGAGCAGGGUCACGGAGAUUUUGGAGGGCUGGCUCCAAGAACAGUGUGGCAGCAAGUCCUUCGGCCAGCUGCCUGUGCCGGUCAACGCCGAUCUGGCGCAGUCCCUGGUCAACGCUCUGCGGCAAAGCGCGCAGCAGGCCGAGGAGCUCGCCAGCGCGUAUGUGCCCAGCAAGGAGGAGGAGUCGGGUGAGAGCCUGAGCGAUCAAUUGGAAAAGCUCUUGGCGAAGUUCGAGGAUCAGGCUCCGGAGGUCCAGGACCACGCGAGCAGCCAGUCCACCAUGAACACGGAGGCGCCGAACGCCUCAGAGGCUGCGGCGCUGCAAGACCACAUUGUAGCCUGCCGCGCCGUGGAGGACCGGGUGGUGCCACUGCUGCCGGUCCUCGAGCAGGACGAGGCGACCACGCGCUUGGUGACCGCUUUGGCGGCGCUGGAGGUUGGGGAGGACCUGCGGAACCACACCAGCGAACUCCUAGGAGGGCCCUUCAGGAGUUUGUCCACAGCUGACGCUUGCUGGGGCCUUUGCUCCCAGAAGCGUCGCUUGAUUUUGGAUCAACUGCCCUGCGGCGACUGGCAGCAACUGCGGCGCCGGGGCGUGGGCUGGUGGCUUGGGGACCAAAACUCCCUGGAGCUGCUGGAUGUGAUCGUGACGAAGCUGGCGCAGAGCUCCCUGGCGAAGCUGCGGAGUAACAGCAGCACCUGGAGCGGCGCCUGGUGCGAGCAGGAGGACGCGGCCCAAAAGCGGCGCAAGGCCAUCGACGAGGCAGUGUUUUGGUCCACGGUGCUGGGCUCCAGUGUCAACAAGCUGCGCGCCUUGAUGCGCGCAGGCCUGCUGAAGGAAUCGGACGGCAAGGGCCUUUCCGCUUUGCUGCAGCACGAGAAGGUCCACGAGCCGGAGUUCCUGUGGAAGAACGCCUUUCGUCUUUUGCAGCUGCACCGCUACCACCUGGCAGCGGGCCUUUUUCUGCUCAGCGGCUCCGUGGAGGAAGCCGCCCGGGUCUUGGCAAGCCACGUGAAAGACUUGCAGCUGGUCAUCGUGGUGACCCGCAGGCACCGGGACGUGCUGGCCACGCUUUUGGGCCAUCACCUUCAGACCAACGACCCCUGGCGUCGCCUCCUUCUUUCCCAUCUCGGGAGCGCGGCGGAAGCGGUAGAGGCAGAGGCUGAUGCAGAGAUGUUCGACUCGCUGCUCACCUGCGAUUCGGACGCAGCUGGUUUGUCCGCCGUCGCAGAGCAACUCAAUGGGAUGAGUCUGCGACACUAA